Molecule: messenger RNA, 1041 nt
Organism: Clonostachys solani
Lineage: Eukaryota; Fungi; Ascomycota; Sordariomycetes; Hypocreales; Bionectriaceae
Source: the annotation of a GenBank genome assembly
AUGGCCCCUACACUCAUCUCGGUUGAAGAACGCCGGGAGCAAAUGGCCCUUGCUGAGGCCGAUGGUGUCCAGUACAUUGGCCGAUGCCCAGAUGAUCUCGAUGAGAAGUGGAUUGACGUCCCGUUACCUGAUGGUCAGACCAACCGGACCAAAGUAGUCUGGCCAAAGUCCUCAGCGGCAAACCCGCUCCGCUGUCCCUUGAUAGUUUACAUUCACGGCGGCGGCUUUAUUACAGGUACUCCUGAUCUGGUAUUAGCGCCUGCCCGAGGGUUCGCGUCUAUGUUUUCUGCUGUUGUGGCCUGCCCAAGCCUCAACCAACUUCCAGAGCAGCCAUUUCCGGCACCUAUUAAGAUUGCCUGGGAGGUUUGUUCCUGGUUGUCGGAUGCCAAUAACCUCAAUAACGGCGUAUUGCGCCAAGAUGGAACGACCGUCGACUUAGACCGGGGGUUUAUUGUUGGAGGUCUGAGCGCUGGAGGGACUGCUUCCGCCGUCAUCGGUGGUAUAUUCGGAUCUACGGCUGCAAAACUGAGUACAUUCAGCAAUUUGACUAGUCUUCAACAUCCCAUCACUGGCAUCUUCUGCAACCUUCCAAUGCUUGUUACUGAUGCCAUGGUUCCAAAGCACUAUGAACAGGACUUCAAGUCCAGAAUUGAGAACGCCGACCCCGAUGGGUUUAACAUCACCCAGAUUCGAGAGCUAGAGAAGUUAAUUGGUGAUUUUGUCCACACUCCGUGGUUCUCACCUAUCAAUCUGGACACUUCUGAUCCAAGCUCCACUCAAAACCAUCCGAAGAAAGUAUUCAUCUACUGCGGAGGGCUCGAUCCAUUCCGGGAUGAUGCAAUAGUAUAUCACAAGUGGCUCUCGGCUUUGCCAGGGGUGGAGUCUAGGCUUUCCGUGCUUGAGAAUUCCAAUCACGUUGCUUGGGCAACACCGGCGUAUCCAGCUUAUCACACGCGAGAGGUGAAAGAGGUAGCUUUGGACGGCAUGUCAUGGUUGCUGGGCAAGAAGUGGGAUAGUAGUGGAAAGGAUCUCCCAAUUUGA